Phragmites australis (common reed) is the source of this 897-nucleotide messenger RNA. Its product is annotated as probable proline transporter 2. Gene Ontology annotation, cellular component: plasma membrane. The coding region runs from base 1 to 897 and encodes 298 amino acids. The record is from RefSeq and is a predicted model, not a curated record. The transcript is spliced from 6 exons. NCBI's taxonomy places the organism in Eukaryota, Viridiplantae, Streptophyta, Magnoliopsida, Poales, Poaceae.
AUGGGAGACACAGACUCAUGGCAUCAGGUGGGGCUGCUGCUGGUGAUCGGCUUCAACUGCGGCUACGUGCUGAGCUUCUCCAACCUCAUGAUGGUCCCCCUGGGCCGGGGCUGGGGAGUCGCCUGCCUUCUCCUCGUCGCCGCCGCGGCCUGGUACGCCAACUGGCUCCUCGCCGGCCUCCAUAUCAUCGACGGCCAGAGGUUCAUCCGGUACAGGGACCUCAUGGGAUUCGUCUUCGGGAGGAAAAUGUACUACAUCACUUGGUUCCUGCAGCUCACCACUCUACUUCUAUGUAACAUGGGCUUCAUUUUACUAGGUGCAAGAGCACUCAAGCUCGUGGUCAUUAACCAGGCAAUCAACGUGGAGUUCACCCACUCCCCUGCUAGGCUGCAAUGGUUCAUCACCACGACCGGAACCAUCUACCUCGCAUUCGCCUACUUCGUGCCGACGAUUUCCGCCAUGAGGAACUGGCUCGCCACGUCCGCGGCGCUGACAGUAGCUUAUGACGUCGCUCCGUUGGCCAUCCUAAUGAGCGAUGGAAAAUGGGAAAAGCAAAAGGAUUACACCGUCCUUAUAUGGACCCAAGACGAGAAGGUGUUCAACGCGUUGGGCGCCGUCGCCGUCGCCGCCAUCCUCGUCUGCAACACGUCCGGGCUGCUCCCGGAGAUACAGCCGGCGGUGCGCGGCAUGAGGCGGGCGCUGCUGCUGCAGUACACCGCCGGCGCCGCUGUGUACUACGGCGUCAGCGUGGCGGGGUACUGGGCGUACGGGUCGGCGGUGUCGGAGUACCUCCCCGACGAGCUCGGCGGGCCGAGGUGGGCAGCCGGGUCCAUCAACGCCGCCGCCUUCCUGCAAAGCGUCGUCUGGCAACACGCACGCACCUUUUCGUGCGCCUAG